Molecule: messenger RNA, 2350 nt
Organism: Sorghum bicolor (sorghum)
Lineage: Eukaryota; Viridiplantae; Streptophyta; Magnoliopsida; Poales; Poaceae
Exons: 1
Coding region: 326-1981 (551 amino acids)
Biological process (GO): ubiquitin-dependent protein catabolic process
Cellular component (GO): endoplasmic reticulum
Molecular function (GO): metal ion binding; ubiquitin protein ligase activity; ubiquitin-like protein conjugating enzyme binding
Source: RefSeq, a predicted model, not a curated record
UCCCAUCCCCCUCCCUCUCUCUCUCCACCCCGCACCCUUCCCAAUUCCCCAUCCUCACCGCCGCCGCCCCCGCCGCCCCCGCAGCCAGGCAGCCACCAACUCCACCGCAUCCGAAGCCAUAGCCGCCGCCCGCGGCCGCCGCGAGGACCGGCGCCCCUAUGCGCCGAACUCCACCGGCUUUCCCUGGCCUGCUCGCGCGUGCCCCGCGCCGAGGCCUGCCAUGAUGGGGUGGAGCUAGGAAGGCGUGAGCUUCGCCCGCGACCGCGCCGGCGGAGGAAGGGGCGUGGGAGCGCGCGACAACUAAGGUGGGCGCCUCGCCCGCCGGAUGGCCGCCGAUGACGCGGCGCGGAGCAGCAGACGGAUGGAUCUGAACCUCUACCUCGGCCUCCCCCGCGCCCCGCGCGCCCGCCGCCCCGAUCUCGGCUCCGACCUCGCGCUCGGCACCCCGAUGCUGUCUUCGUCGUCUCCAUCGUCCUCGGCUGCCUCCGCGGACGCGCCGCCGCUGGAGACGGAUCCGCUGCACCCGCCCUACUCGCCGACCCGCGCCGACCUGGUGCGCCCGCCGACCCCGGCGCACGAGCCCUACAACCCGUUCGCGCCCGAGGCGCACCCGCCCUACGUGCCCCCGCCACCACUGCCUGUUCCAGGGGCUUUACCUGUGCUCGCUGAUGAGCUUGAGUUUGGUUUUCCCGACGCGCACCUCGGUGUGGUCGAGCGCUUAGACCGGCCAUCGUCGUCGACUGCAUCCUCUCCCUUCCGCCCGGAUCGUGCCGAGCGCUACCGCCGCUUCAUGUCCUUGGGCGGGUCUCGCUACUUCCGGCCAAGACGGUUCCGGUCCGACCUUCCACCUCUCAGCUCAGAGGCUCCUAGCCUGGAGAAUGAUGCUGCAGCGCAACCACCUGAACGUGAAGAGCCUGUCCAUGAUACCGUGGAGGAGAACAAGGUGGUUACCGAUGGUGCAGUUGUGGGUGUCUCAGAGGACGAUGGAACAGAGCAUGGUAAGAGUGCCGCAAUGUUCGAGUGUAAUAUCUGUUUUGAAAUGGCUGAAGAACCAGUGGUUACCUCCUGCGGCCAUCUCUUCUGCUGGCCUUGUUUAUAUCAGUGGUUGCAUGUUCACUCCAGCCAUAAGGAGUGCCCUGUCUGCAAAGGAGAGGUUACUGAAGGGAACAUCACUCCUAUCUAUGGGAGAGGGAAUUCAGGUUCAGAUACUGAGAAGAAGGUUGCAGAGGAUGGCAACGCAUCUGGCCCCAAGAUUCCACCAAGGCCACAUGGGAAUCGGCUAGAGAGUUUCCGGCAACAGUUCCACCAUUUGCGGCCCAUAUCUAGAAGGUUUGGUGACACACAUGGGCUUUUGUCUACGUGGAGGCGCAUUUUUGAUCAGCAUUUGGUGAAUAGCAUGAGUAGACUUGAAGCGCCUCCUGAACCAUCUGUCUCGGAAACUGCUCAGCAUGCAAGCCGUUUGGGCCGAAUGACUACUAGGUUGAGAGCGAGGAGGUUGCAAAGGGAAGCGGAAAACCCUACAUCCGUUGUUUCAUCUGCACCAGAUAGUGGGCAGCCUGGAAACAAUACAUCCGAUCUGCCAAGGCGCUCUUCAAGCCCAUUUCACGCAGAAGGGAUGGAUUUAUUGCGACACAUUGCCUUCGCUGGUCUUGAAGACUCAGAAAGGUUUGCGACUGCUGUCAGUGAACUUAGGCGAAUUGCUAGGCCAAGCCCCUAUGGGGCAUCAACUUCAUCAAACCCACCAAAUCCUGAGCCUGUUGAUGGAACUCAUAUUGCCUCGGCACUGGCUGCAGAUCAAGCUUCUAAUUCAAGCACCAUGGCUGUGAUUCAGGAAGAUGCGGCUUUUACUGAAAGUGCUGGAGAACCUAGUAAUGCAGGGUCUUCAAGAUCCCUGAGAAGAAGAAGAGGAAGUGAUGCCUUAGGUUCUUUGGAUGUGGAUGGUGGGGACCUACAUCAGAAUAAGAGAAGGCGGCUGAACUAAGCUGCAGCUAAAGUGAAGCUACCAGGUUGCAGCAAUAUUCCAAUUUGCUUGGUGUGCUCUUCUCAGUUUAGCUUUUUUACCUCUUUGGUAGGUAAUAUGUGCUCUGCGUGGUAUGAAGUUGUUCAUCUGCUACUAGUUUACUAGGUAGCGCUUAGUUGGUUGCCUUAAUUCCAUCCGGCCUGUUUAAUUUAUCCGAUGGCUCAAGACAUGUAUACUGAGGAAACCUGGCGGUUGUCAUCAGAUGAGUUUUCCUUGAUAGUAAAUUGUAUGUGCAGAUCUGUAUUUUCUUGAUGGUAAAUUGUAUGUGGAAAUCUGUACUCCAUGAAUUUGGUCUCAAGCUGAGAAAUAACACAUGGACACCUGAGCUUA